AGCCAUUUUGGCUCAAGCGUUUGCGGGAGACUUGUGCGCAGCCUGUUUUUCUGAAGAAUGAUUUGGCAGCUUGUGCUGCUCGAUGGACGCUUUGCCCACUCGCACGGCUGGGCCUCAGCUGACUGGGCACAUUCACUGCGGGACGAGUUAUUUGCAGAGCUCUGGCCCGUCAUCUGAGCCAGCUGCGCACGAGCGGGCAGCGUCGAUGCAGUUCGACUUCUCGGCUCUGUUGCUGGACCCUCAGCGCCUCAUCGCGGCGCACCUUGACCUGAUCACGCUCGGGCGUCUCGCCGCUUGCAAUGUGGGCCUCGGCAGUGUGACGGCUGCACCCGCCCUGUGGGCGCGGCAUCUCGACAGCUUGGGCGUGCGGGUGUGCCCCUCCAUGGGCCUCGGCUGCAGCGCCACGCUGCCGUGGCGCAGCGGCCCUCCAACAGGCUCUGCCUCCGGCGGGGCCCGCGCGGGCAGCGGCAGCGCGGAGCCGGGCCGGGCGGCCCUGCUGCCGGGUGCCCGCGUGCGCCUGCACGGCCUCGUCCGCGCGGAGCUGAACGGGGAGGCGGGCAUCGUGAGCGCCCCGCCCGCCAGGACGGGGCGCAUCCCAGUGCGCCUGGACGGGGGGGGGUGCUCUGCCUCGGGAGCGGGCGCGCCCGGGCGGCAGCUCCUGGUGAGGCCGGAGAACCUCGAGGCGCUCGGGCCCGCCUCGGUGGGCGCCGCGGCGCCCGGCGACCCGCGAAGGCUGCUCCAGGGUGCGCUGCAGGCCCUGCGCGCCAACGAGGAGUUCUACGCGGCCUUCCGGGCUGGUGACGCGCGCCGCAUGCGGGCGCUCUGGCUGGACGAAUCCUCGUUGGGCGGCAGCGCAGCCGUCGACCUGCUCGGCGCCGCCUCGCCCCAGGACGGGCGAACUGUCUCGGGGUCGCUCAAGGCGUCCAUGGCCCACGUUGCUCCCAGUUUUUCGCUCGAUCUUGCAGCCCAUGGGCCAUAGAGGCCCAGGGGCCGUGGAGGCCCAGGAGGUGCUCUGGAGGCCGUGAAGGCCUCCGUGAAAAUCCUGAGGACACCUUGGGCCAGGGACGCUCCUGGCAACGCCCGACUGUCUGUAUACACCCAGGCCACGCGCCACUGCUCGGACACGCUGCGAUUUGCCAGAGCUGGGACACGAUCUUGGGCUCGGGGAGGCAUCCGGCGCACAUCUGGCCGGCCGGUUGCCGCUGGACGUUGGACACCGAGGGCCGCGCGCACGUGUCCCUGACCGAGCGCGUCGGGCCAGGCAUGGACGUGCCGGCGACCAACGCCUUCGUCCGUACCCAGGGCGCGUGGCGUAUGGUCGCGCACGUCGCGAGCGUAUAGGCAUUGCGUGUGGACGCGAGACCGCACACCUCUCGAGUCCUGACCUCCUUCACCCGCUCGGCUCCGCAUCCGUUGGGUACAUCCACCCU
Molecule: messenger RNA, 1430 nt
Organism: Prorocentrum cordatum
Lineage: Eukaryota; Dinophyceae; Prorocentrales; Prorocentraceae
Source: the annotation of a GenBank genome assembly